CAAUUAAAAAAAAUAGAAAAACUACAACUAAAGCUGGAAACAAUCGAUUAGCAGACAGGAAACAGGAAACAGGAAACUAUAACACUAGAUCUGGAAUGGAACCUUCGUCCUCCCCUCCGGAUCUGUGAGUUUGUCUGAAAUCAUCUUCCUGAAUUACCAUCUCUUUCAAUUCGAUCUGUGAUUAUCCCCUAAUCGUGGUUUAAUUGCAAAUCUUAAUUGAUUUGGUAUGGAAUCGGAUUUGAUCAGCAAUUUGCCAGAUGAGAUUCUUGGCAAAAUCCUGUCUUUAGCUCCGACAAAAGAGGCUGCUUCCACAUCGGUUCUGUCCAGGAGGUGGAGGAAUCUUCUAGGUCUUAUCGACAGCCUUUGCUUUGAUGAGUCGGUGGUUGUUUAUCCCAACGAAGAAGAAGAAGCAACACGUUGUUCACAUCUCUUCUUUGAUUUCGUAGACAAGACUUUUGCUCUGUUAAGCAAAACUCCCACCAUCAAUAAACUCUCUCUCUCUCAUAUUCCUAGAAGAGGCCGUGACGAUGAUUUCUCUCGUGUCAACCGUUGGAUUUGGACUGCGCUGGAACGCGGUUUAACGGAGCUACACCUGCACGCCACCCCACGCGAUCAUGGUUUAGGUUUUUAUCUGUCGAGAGAGCUGUUCACGAGCAACACACUGGUUAAGCUCACACUCUCUGGUGAAUAUCGUCUCCAAGUCAAUCGUGUUUUUCUUCCAGCGCUCAAAUCGCUUUCUCUCUUAUCAAAUUUGCUUGAUGGGCCCAACUAUGGCCUGCUCCUCGAUGGCUGCCCUGUCCUUGAAGACUUACUCAUAACCGAAACUCAUCCUUGGGCUCUGCCAUGUUGCGCAUUGUACGUGGAAAGCGCACCCCUCAGGCGGCUAGUGAUUAUUGCUAAGCUUUCGGAUAUUCAAGCCACGCAUGUGUUUUUGAAAGCACCAAGUCUUGAGUUCCUUGACUAUUCUGCUUUCGUCACCAACGAGUAUGAUUUUGUCGAUUUGGAUAGGCUCGUCGAAGCCAGGCUGGAUCUCAUGUUAUUUGAUUCAAGCGUCUAUGAUGAGCAUGUUUAUUAUUAUGAUUCUGACAAUGACUGUUAUUAUGAUGAUGGACGGCCGGAAGGUGUAUCUGCUGCUAAUAUUACAGGUUUAGUUGCGGGUAUAAGCAACGUUACGACCCUUCACUUAUCUCCCGAGUCUCUUGAGUUGUUUCAUCUCUGCUGUGAGUCCAUGCCCGCGUUCAACAACCUCCUUACUUUAUCUAUCGAGAGUGACGAGUCACAAGGUUGGCAAGCGAUGCCUAUUCUGCUCGAGAGCUGUCCAAAUCUACACACUUUAGUCAUUAAGGGUCUUGUGCACAGAGUAACAAGUAGAUGCGGAGAUGCAUGCCCUUGCAGCCCUGACGAGCAUAAGAAUAAGAAGAGGAGAAUUGUGAAGGAGGAUGAAGAGAUUUGUUGUUUAUCGACAUGUCAAGUGAAGGUGCUAGAGAUUUCAGAGUAUGGAGGUUCUUUUCAAGAACUUAAACAGAUGAAACAUUUCUUGGAGAAGUUGGAAUGUCUUGAAACUGUGAAAGUUUGUGUUGACGCAGACGCGAAUAACAACAGCGGUGAGUUCUUGCGAGCUAAUCUGCUGUCUCUCCCAAGACUUUCAUCCAAGUGCAACAUCGUGUUCAUCUAAUUUUGCAGUGACACAGCGAUUCCAACCGUUAUCGAAACUCUGCAGACCAAUGAACCGUUCGCUAGGAACCUUAAGUCUUCUCAUGUAUGUGUGUGAUCUUUUAUGUCCAUAUGCAUUUGUUUGUAGUAGAACCAACAGUGUCUUGCCCACAACCCUAUUUCCUUUGGUAUCUGGACGAUUUGCACCAAUGAACAAAUUGAUGAACUCUUUGUCUUUGACUGAACUAUUUUUGAUACUUUACGUUUA
Messenger RNA from Raphanus sativus (radish), 1921 nucleotides. Its product is annotated as F-box/LRR-repeat protein At1g48400-like. Lineage: Eukaryota; Viridiplantae; Streptophyta; Magnoliopsida; Brassicales; Brassicaceae. Gene Ontology annotation, molecular function: protein binding. The record is from RefSeq and is a predicted model, not a curated record. The transcript has 3 exons. The coding region runs from base 227 to 1675 and encodes 482 amino acids.